CUAACAAAUGUCGAUAACGAUAUUCAAUUUAUGCUCGCUGCUCAGCCUAAAAUAGAAUAGAAAAUAGUCAAAAAAUACCCGCUGACAGAAAAGUGAUGAUAGUGACGGUUCCCUAAUUUUUCUGGAUUUGCUACGACUUCUUUCUGUAAUUAUAAUUUUUUGUAUCUGAAUAUUCGAACACCAUGUCGAGUCCCAAAGCAACAAAAUCGGUAGUCUCAAAAUUGGGUCUGAAACCUUUGAACACACAGACCCUCUUGUACUAUUAUGUACCAUUUCAAGGAGUCCUGAGUUACACAGCUUUAUCAAUAAACGUUAUGAAUCCUUCUUUGGUUUUGAGGGUGUUUCCCAGAAAAGAUAUUACAAAUAUUUUGUUGAUGAAUACCUUGUUGGGGUCAGGACUAUAUCUUUACGAUAGAUCCCAUCUGAGGACUCUCAGUCAGAAGGAGAGGAUCUUGUAUAGUGCAUUUGGAGCUGUCACUUUUUCACUUGGUUCAGUUUUGAUUUGGGCAAUAUUGAGGAGUGUUAUUCCGAAGAAUAUACCGCUAUGUACCAUUUGCGGCCUGGGCACAUCCUUAGCUAUGAUAAAAAUUGGAAGUGGAUAUGCAAAACAUCUUGACACUUUAGUGAAAGAAACGUAGGUUUAUACUGCAUUUAGACGUAAAUCAUGUAAAUUAGUAUUGUUUUAACUUCUAACAAUAAAUAAGAUUUUUACUCGUU
Molecule: messenger RNA, 717 nt
Organism: Coccinella septempunctata (seven-spotted ladybird)
Lineage: Eukaryota; Metazoa; Arthropoda; Insecta; Coleoptera; Coccinellidae
Exons: 3
Coding region: 183-638 (151 amino acids)
Source: RefSeq, a predicted model, not a curated record